Messenger RNA from Strongylocentrotus purpuratus (purple sea urchin), 2621 nucleotides. It is a transcript of the gene lmf2, whose product is annotated as lipase maturation factor 2. NCBI's taxonomy places the organism in Eukaryota, Metazoa, Echinodermata, Echinoidea, Camarodonta, Strongylocentrotidae. The record is from RefSeq and is a predicted model, not a curated record. Gene Ontology annotation, biological process: protein maturation. Gene Ontology annotation, cellular component: endoplasmic reticulum membrane.
UACGUGUGUGUGCACAUAGAUCUAGGCGCAAUACAUAACAUUUGUCCCAGACUCCUUCGGAAAUAAACAAAAUCAUGGCAAAAAUCGUUGCUACGAAGGACCUUUUCCUGUGGAGCAUGUCUGCAAUUUACCUGUUUGCAUUCGCAUCUCUUUAUAUCCAGAUCCCAGGUCUUUAUGGCGCCAAUGGCAUCCUCCCAGCUGAAACCCAGCUCAAGACAAACGGCCGACACCUCAUCGCUUGCUUCAAGGAGAAGCCCACCCUCCUCUGGUUUGCGCCGGACCUUGGUCUCUCCGCGGAGCAUGCCAUGGAGCUCCUCUCCAUCCUAGGAUGUCUCCUCUCCAUUGUCUGCCUCGUCCGGGGGAUGAGGAACAGCAUCACCUUUGGAUGCCUCUGGAUCCUCUACCUCUCUGUUUAUCAGGUUGGUCAAACCUUCCUGUGGUUCCAAUGGGACAUCCUCCUCCUCGAGGCCGGUUUCCUCACCAUCCUCGUCGCACCCCUCUACCCCUUCAAGAGGCGAGACCCUGCCCCCCAUCACCACGACGCCAUCACCCUCUGGCUGGUCCGGUGGCUUCUCUUCCGCCUCAUGUUCGCCUCGGGCGUGGUCAAACUGACCAGUCGCUGCCCGACCUGGUGGGGGCUGACCGCCCUAAACUACCAUUAUGAAUCCCAGUGCAUCGUUACCCCGCUGGCCUGGUACGCACACCAGCUUCCAGAGUGGCUUCAGAGACUGAGCGUGGUAGCAACCUACUUUAUAGAGAUCGCUCUUCCAUUUCUCUUCUUUGCUCCCUUCAGAAGGCUCAAAUUAUUUGCAUUUUAUGGACAGAUACUUCUACAGGAGCUUAUAAUCCUUACAGGGAACUAUAAUUUCUUCAAUCUUCUGACGAUGGCACUGUGCAUCUCGCUUCUUGAUGACAGAUAUCUGGGCAAGGAUAAACAUUUCUAUUCAGGCACACCUGUCUCUAGGUUUCUACGCAGUGCGCUUUGUGUGUCGGUCUAUGCGGGUCUCUUCUAUGGGCUCAUAUACUACUUUGAACUCAAGCUGGACUUUGAAACAUUUAGUGUCACUUCGAAAAUAGCCUUCAGCGAGUAUGACUUCUUUACAGCACUCACAAACAUCAUGCCUUACACAGUAUGGAUGGGUAUCGUUUCUCUGGGAGCUGUCAUACUUACAGCACUUUGGAGGUCCCUUACUCUCAACUCUGGUGCCUUUGAUAAAUUCUGGUCUGUAUUCCAGUGCAGUGUUUUUGCCAUCAUUGCAGUUUUCAUGUUUACAAUAAGUCUGGUACCCCACUCUAUGGUAGAUCGACAGGCCUACAACAGUCUCUCACCAAUUGUUCAUAAAUGGAAGACCAACCUGGACGACCUCGGCAUUGUGAACUCCUACGGCCUCUUCCGUAGUAUGACAGGGGUCGGAGGUCGUCCAGAGGUCAUCGUGGAGGGCAGCAAUAACGCUGAUGCAGGCUGGCAGGCCUAUGAGUUUCUCUACAAGCCCGGUAAUGUCUCUGAGGCCCCAGUAUGGGUCGCUCCUCAUCAGCCCAGGUUGGAUUGGCAGAUGUGGUUUGCAGCAUUAGGGUCAUAUCAACGCAACCCAUGGUUCCUCAACAUGGUCUAUAGAUUACUUAAUGAUCAACCGGAAGUAAUGGCGCUGAUCAAACACAAUCCAUUUCCUGACGAACCACCCAAGUAUAUCCGAGCCAGACUAUUCCAUUAUCACUUUACAGAAUAUGGAACCGACGCCUCUGAUUGGUGGAAAAGGAAAGAAGUCAGUGAAUACCUACCUUCAGUUAGCCUUAAAAACCAGCGGUUCAUGGAGAUUAUUCAUAAAAAUGGAAUCAAAGUGAAAAAGACAACAAAGAAGAACAAAAGCAAGCAUGAACCCAACUUGUUAGAGCAGUUUGUGGUCUAUCUCCGGAGUCUGGUUGGUCAUCUAUCUGGAACCGUUCUAAUCCUCUCCUUAUUCUUGCCAAGUCUAUUCUAUGCUUUAUAUUAUAGGUGACAUGCCUAAUAUUUCCCACAGAUAUUGUGAUUUUUAAACAUUUGAUGCAUGCAUGCGUAGUGGUAAGAAGAUUGCAGGUUAAGUUGAGAGAGGUGGAGUCAUAUUAUAAAUUGGUCUCAUUCCUCUAUUUUAGUGUAUGCUUUUUAUUCUUAUCUCCAGGAAUAAUUUUAAUUGACAUUUAUUUUCAUCGUCAUGACAAUAUCUUCAAAGAUAAAAGAUGGAAUAUCGUAAAGAUAACAAUAUCAAAAUUACAUAUAAAUUGGCAUAUUAAUAUUCAAAUAUAAAGCAAAUACGAAAGUGUAAACCAUAUUACAAAUGGAAAAUGAUGCAUCCGUAAAAGCCAAUGGCCUGAAUUCCAACAGAGGUUUAAAUUAUGGUCUCAAAAACCUAGGAGGGGGUUUAAUCCCCCGUUUUUUUUUGUACCUCUGUUGUGAAUUUGGGGCAUUAAGACUUGACGAUUGAAUGCACCAGGCGCAGAAGUAAUAAAUAACAAAUUCUGAGAAGGAAAAGAAGUUUUUUUGGUAGGAACUGAACUUUUCCUCUUCAACUUGGCAACAAAAUGGCAAAAUAAUAUUAUAAUAAUAAUAAUAAUAAUCUUUUAAAGUCCACUCCAAAUUUAUUAAG